Molecule: messenger RNA, 1969 nt
Organism: Epinephelus lanceolatus (giant grouper)
Lineage: Eukaryota; Metazoa; Chordata; Actinopteri; Perciformes; Serranidae
Biological process (GO): regulation of transcription by RNA polymerase II
Cellular component (GO): transcription regulator complex; PcG protein complex; chromatin
Molecular function (GO): DNA-binding transcription factor activity, RNA polymerase II-specific; RNA polymerase II cis-regulatory region sequence-specific DNA binding
Source: RefSeq, a predicted model, not a curated record
GAACCGACCAUCAACAAACAACAACGAUUAACCGCAGCAUCCAUCCGUUCCCCCGAGCCGGCCACUCACUGCUCGGCCACAACAAGAACCAGCCCACCGCCAGGAGCUCACCGGACGUUCUCCUCCUCCCCUGAACGCACCGUGUGUUUCCUAAUGUUGGUUUAAUUCACGUUUCGGCGGUUGUUGUCGUUUCACGUCCGCUCAACAUGACGAGUUACAAGGCGUUUCAUUCUCAGUUGACGUCCAUCAUGGAGGCACUGACCAAAGCGGCCGUGGCGGAGAUCUGCGAGCUGGUGGAUGACAGCUACGCGGUGCUGCAGCUGGAGAUCAGCCGGAGCCACAAGGAGAACGAGGCGCUCAGGAGGAGGCUGGAGCUCAUCGAGACCAUCAUCGCCCGGGGACAGCGGGGGAACGUCGCGAUGCUGGAUGACGGCAGGAUGGAGGCUGCCGGCGGGAGGUUUAUGGGUUUCACUCUCGAACGUGCCUUACCAGCUGCAGCGGGGCCCAAACAGCCGAAAGCAAAUCUCAAAAGAAGUGGAAGGGUCACUGCGUUGGAUGUGACGACAGAGCUGACCCCUGCAGCCAAAGAGGAUUCAGCGACAGGAGCUGCAGAGGAGACGAACGAUCAGGGUGUUGUUUUGAUAAAAGAGGAAGCCGCAAAAGAGGAGGCGGACUGCAACGACGCCACAGACGAGCUGCUUCUCAAUGAGGACGGAACGGAGGUGCAGCCGUCAGAGAGAGAGGACAGUGAUGAAGGACCCUCUGGGAUGAUGAUGAUGUCCACCCCAGCGGCAGACAUGAGGCUGUGGGAUCAGAACAGUAACGGACCGUUGGAGCAUCAAGAAUCCCACAGUGCGCCAGGGUCUCCAGGCCCUGCAGGGGGCGCUAAGAGCUCUUCAGAUGUGGUGUUUGACUUGGCCUCCGAGUCGGACUGUGAAGCUCCGUCUGUGGUCCAGACGAGGAAGCCGUUCCUUCUCGGGUCCAGAGAAAGUCCCACCUCUCUGCCCGGGACCUCUGAGCUGAAGCGGGGUGUGUCUCUGAUCAGCUCCCUCCCCUACGACACAGACCUGGACCUGUGCUCCUCGUGGACUAAUCAGGGCCUGCCGAGCAUGGUGCCCGUCCCUCAGCGGCCGACACUGCUGGACAAAGUGUCAGACCUGAAUGUUGCCGGUUUCCCCUUAGCUCUGGGUCUUGGCGGAUCCAGACUGGACCCGCUGGACCUGAACAGGUACUGCAGGGACAGGCGCUUUGUCUGCAGCUACUGCGGAAAAUGCUUCACAUCAUCCCGCAGCCUGGAGACACACGUGCGCGUUCACACAGGCGAGCGGCCGUACAGUUGUGCUCAGUGCGGGAAGCGCUUUACGCAGUCGGGACACCUGAAGACGCACCAGAGCGUUCACACUGGAGAGCGGCCGUUCGCCUGCGAGCACUGCGGGAAGAGAUUUGCCGGGAAGCAGAACCUGCGGAUCCAUCAGCAGAAACACCAUCCGGCUGAGCAGAGCGCUGCUCCUGUUUAACACAAACACUGCUGAAAUAAAUGCACUCAUGGUACUGAGCUCCAAACUGUGACACACCACAACCUUCUGACUGCUGAUACUGUUGCUGAACUUGUAACUUUAAUACAUCUUUUUUUAAGUUGAAGGCCUUUUAAAGAAGUUUUAGAAGAAUGGGUGCUUUUGAAAAACUGAUCCAUAGAUGCGACUGUUUAAAGUUUAUCAGGCCUUACAUAUUUUUAACCAUCUGAACUGCCUUGGUAGAACGCUGAUACAAAGCUAAAUGGGACUAUGAGCUGAUCCAGAUCAAUUCUUACCUCAAAAAGAACGUGGGCCGUUUGGGGUCCACUUCAGUACUCUAGGUUAGAGGAAUGACUGUGUGGUGAAGAUGAUUCCUGUAGAGAGCCAACACCUGUAAGAAGCAUGUGAAUGUUUAUUAGUUGGUGUGUAUCUGGAAUUAAAAGUGUGCAAUCUUG